This is a messenger RNA of Symbiodinium sp. CCMP2456, 801 nucleotides long. The record is from the annotation of a GenBank genome assembly. NCBI's taxonomy places the organism in Eukaryota, Dinophyceae, Suessiales, Symbiodiniaceae.
GCCAUGACCCUCCUCGUGCAGCAGGGUCUGCUUGCGCGGCACACCCUCCGCCGGGUCAGGGCGGCUCUCUUCCGCGCAGUGUCCAUGAUCCUCGUAAACGUGAAGGAGGAGUCGUUUCCACACCUCCUCGAGCAGCUUAACGAGCUGGCGAAGGGACAGCCGGAGAUCCCGGACAAGUCCCACGACGUCCUCGGCAGCUACAUAGCUGCAUUGAAGAGGAUGGCGCUCCGCCUGACUGAGGAGAAUGCCGACCAGUUCCUGGACGCCCCAGCCGGCCCGGAGGCUGCGAAGCUGCCCCUCAUGGAGGAGGCAGCGAGAUAUGUCUUCCACGGCUACGACAUGGCCGAGACAGGGUCGAGAGUUGUCUGCCUUUGCCUUCUGCAAGCAAAGAAUCCUCGUGUGCAUGGUGCAGCCGUCGAGGUGUUGACCAGCCAAUUGCUGCCGAAGCUGGCCGAAAGACUGCGUAGCGCUUGGGCGCAAAUGGCAACGGCCAUGCAGCAGGACAAGGCUGGUGCCCUCCAAGCCGCGAUAGCGAAGGAGCAGGACGUGCUGGAUUUCGUGGUCGACCUCUUGAGCCUUGGUCAGCCUGCAGUGACGGAGGCCGUGGCAGCGGGGAUCGUCUGCGGUCCGCUGCUCUCCCAGCUGCACGUGCUGGCAGAGCGCCAUCGGUGCCUGAACAGACCCCAGAGCAUCUGGGAGAUACUCAUGAUGGAUGUCGAGAACACUGGGCUCGUGCCCACACCGGAGGACGUCGAUGCCAUGCAGGCGGCCGAAGAGGAGAGAGCCCGUGCUGCCGAAGAG